Molecule: messenger RNA, 1472 nt
Organism: Cajanus cajan (pigeon pea)
Lineage: Eukaryota; Viridiplantae; Streptophyta; Magnoliopsida; Fabales; Fabaceae
Gene: Z-ISO
Product: 15-cis-zeta-carotene isomerase
Biological process (GO): carotene biosynthetic process
Cellular component (GO): chloroplast
Molecular function (GO): 9,15,9'-tri-cis-zeta-carotene isomerase activity
Source: RefSeq, a predicted model, not a curated record
AUUUAUCUUUGUGCGUCGUAGUGGGAAGAGAAGAGACAAAACAAUGGCAACCUCUGUUGUGGUUUCCACCUCUCUGUCUCUCAACUAUGGCUACCGUCGCUCCCUUUCCGCUCUCUCUUGUUUGAAUCCAAUCUCCAAAACAAACCCUAAUCAGACUUCUCAUUUAUGCUUCUCCAACUUGCCUCGAUGGAGUUCAAAAUCUGCGAUUUACUGUCGCAGGGUGGUUGCUCGCACUUCAAUUAGAGAGAGAGAGAGUGAGAAGGAGAGCGAGAGCGAGGAGGAGUUAGGGUUCGUGGGGGAGGACUCCGCGGCGUUUCGAUUGGGGGAACAGAAGUUAUCUUCGUGGAUUUAUUUCACCGCAAUUUUGGGAGUGGUUCUCUAUGUGCUCAACGUCGCCUGGAUUGACAAUUCAACUGGCUUCGGUAAACCCUUCGUUGACGCGGUUUCAACGCUUUCUGAUUCUCACGAGGUGGUGAUGUUGAUCCUAAUUCUCAUAUUUGCUGGUGUCCACAGUGGCUUAGCUAGCUUCCGGAACACUGGUGAGAAACUCAUUGGAGAAAGACCUUUCCGUGUACUUUUUGCAGGGUUAUCACUACCUUUGGCUGUCAGUACUAUUGUGUAUUUUAUUAACCACAGAUAUGAUGGACUUCAACUCUGGCAGAUCCAGGAUGCUCCUGGGCUUCAUCAACUUCUGUGGCUUUCUAAUUUCAUUUCUUUCUUUUUCCUAUAUCCUUCAACUUUCAAUCUUUUAGAGGUUGCAGCUGUUGACAAGCCUAAAUUACAUCUAUGGGAAACUGGGAUCAUAAGAAUAACCAGACAUCCACAGAUGGUUGGGCAGGUUAUCUGGUGUCUUGCACAUACGCUUUGGAUUGGAAAUUCCGUGGCUGUUGCUGCAUCAUUUGGCUUAAUUGCACAUCAUUUAUUUGGUGUCUGGAAUGGAGACAGGCGACUGGCUAUAAAAUAUGGGGAGAAUUUUGAAUUAGUUAAGAGUAGAACAAGUGUUAUCCCUUUUGCAGCAAUCCUUGAUGGAAGACAAAAGUUACCAAAAGAUUUCUACAAGGAGUUUAUACGAUUGCCAUACUUGACAAUUACUGCAUUAACCUUAGGAGCUUACUUUGCACACCCGCUUAUGCAAGCUGCUAGUUACAACCUUCAUUGGUAGGUACAACACAUCCUGUCACUUUUAUGUAAAAUAUAUGUUGAGACAAAACGCUACUGCCGAAUGUAGUAUGCCUCAAUAGAUGGAGAUGAAGAGAUCAAAGGAAAUAAAAUAGAAAGCAGUGAAAGAAAUGAAUUGAAAAACUGAUAAUGACCAUGCACGUCCAAAACAACAUUCUUCCAUUAUACGGAUUACGGAGUAAAUGUACAUGUUUGUAGCAGUGCUUAUUAUAGUGCUCCUUUAACAUUUGCGUCCAAAAUGUAUUAAUGUUCUCAAAGUGCAAUCAAUCAUGCCGGAAAAUAUCUACAAUUAA